AUGACGGAGUCGCGGGAGGGUGCUAACGGGAUGAUGGAAGCGCGGGACGUAGUGGGCGUUGAAACGGGCAUCGGCGCAGCUGUCAUCGCGCGCGAAUACCUUGCAACGGGCAUGGGUGCUGGCAAACCAUCAUUGCGCGAAUCCCUUCCGGCGGGCAUGGGCGCUGGCACACCAUCAUUGCGCGCAAUCCUUCCACCGGGCAUCGGCGCGGCCGUCAUUCCGCGCGAAUCCCUGGCGACGGGCAUCGACGUGAUUCUGGGGCGUGAGAACCCGCCGAAUGGUCCGCCGCUUCUGCGGUGCUACGCGCGGCGUCUUCCGCCUUGUCUGGCGCAGCGGAAUGCUGCGGGGGUUGGGGAUGGGGUGAAGGAGUUUGCUACAUGGUCAAAGUUGAAUCAUCACGUGGCCACCCACACAAAGCCGUUUGUGUGUCAGCAUUGCCAAAAGGGAUUCGCACGCAAAGACAGCUUACAGGCGUUCACAACCCCGAUGCUCCCAAGGUAA
Molecule: messenger RNA, 501 nt
Organism: Closterium sp. Yama58-4
Lineage: Eukaryota; Viridiplantae; Streptophyta; Zygnematophyceae; Desmidiales; Closteriaceae
Source: the annotation of a GenBank genome assembly